Capsicum annuum is the source of this 723-nucleotide messenger RNA. Its product is annotated as pathogenesis-related thaumatin-like protein 3.5. Bases 1 to 723 code for a protein of 240 amino acids. The record is from RefSeq and is a predicted model, not a curated record. The transcript is spliced from 3 exons. Gene Ontology annotation, cellular component: extracellular region. Gene Ontology annotation, biological process: defense response. Lineage: Eukaryota; Viridiplantae; Streptophyta; Magnoliopsida; Solanales; Solanaceae.
AUGGAACCACAUUUCAGACUGGUUCUCAUCCUUCUCUUUCUCUUUUUCAUAUGGGUAAGUGGAGAUGCUGCAAUUAUCACAUUAAAAAACAAAUGUAAUGUGACAAUAUGGCCAGAGAUUUUAUCAGGAGUAGGUCAUCCCCCACCAAUGAACGGUGGAUUGCAAUUGAAACCAAAUGAGACUGCAAAAAUCAAAGCACCUACUGGUUGGUCAGGUCGGUUUUGGGCAAGAACCCAAUGUAAUUUUGACAAAUCAGGUAAAGGGACAUGUGCAACCGGAGAUUGCGGUGGAGUGCUCAAAUGCAAUGGUGCUGGUGGCACCCCACCAGCCUCACUAGUAGAGAUCACUCUUGACAGUUCUUUGGAUUUCUAUGAUGUUAACUUUGUUGAUGGUUUCAAUAUUCCCAUAUCAGUGUACCCUUCAGGUGGACAUGAAAAUUGUUCACAUGUGAAAUGUUCUGCAGACAUCAACUUAAAAUGUCCUAAAGAAUUACAAGUGAAAUCAAGUGAUGGCAAAGUAAUUGCAUGUAAAAAGGCAUGCCUUGCUUUCAAUAAACCAGAGUAUUGUUGCACUGAGGAAUUCAAUAAUCCCAACAAAUGCAAGCCUACAAAGUACUCACAAUAUUUCAAGAAGGCUUGUCCAAAUGCUUAUAGUUAUGUUUAUGAUGAUGCAACUAGUGCUUUUACAUGUAAGGGGGCUAAUUAUUUGAUCACAUUUUGUUGA